AUGGAGGCCAACAAUGUCAAAAUCAUUCCAGAUGAGAACCUCUCUGGAGGAUCUGUCUUAGAUGCCUUUGAAGACCACUUUGAAGACCAGCUCCCUUGUACUGGGAAACAGACAGUGGGGCAGAUGAUUCCGGAGAGAAGAUUUGUAGAAGCAGUGAAUCGGCAACAUUUUCUGUAUGAGAUGGGUGACUUUCCAGCAGAAUGGGAAGCUUGGAUAAGAAAAAAAAGAAAUGAUCCACCCACCAUUGAGGAGAUUCUUAGGAAUGAAAGUUAUAGAGAAGAAAUGAAACAGAAAAUCAAAGAUGUAGCUGAAAAAGACAAGCUGCUUCAGGCCAAGGAAUACAAGGCAGGACUUGUUGCAGAACCAGUUCGUACUCAUGUGAAGGGCCACGCAUCAGCCCCCUACUAUGGAAAACAGGAGCCUUCUCAGGAUCCCACGAGCACUGCAAAUACUUUUCAGCCAGGUUCCUGGAUGCCGCCAGGCAGCAGCAGCAGUCAAAAUAAAUAAAGAAUUUAUUAAACUGAAGUACAGGUAUUGCCAAUGGAUAAAUA
Tinamus guttatus (white-throated tinamou) is the source of this 551-nucleotide messenger RNA. The record is from RefSeq and is a predicted model, not a curated record. Lineage: Eukaryota; Metazoa; Chordata; Aves; Tinamiformes; Tinamidae.